This is a messenger RNA of Onychomys torridus (southern grasshopper mouse), 1146 nucleotides long. It is a transcript of the gene Mrps25, whose product is annotated as mitochondrial ribosomal protein S25. Bases 63 to 578 code for a protein of 171 amino acids. NCBI's taxonomy places the organism in Eukaryota, Metazoa, Chordata, Mammalia, Rodentia, Cricetidae. The transcript has 4 exons. The record is from RefSeq and is a predicted model, not a curated record. Gene Ontology annotation, cellular component: mitochondrion. Gene Ontology annotation, molecular function: structural constituent of ribosome.
UCCCGAGAUUCCGCGCGUCUCCGACGCGCGGGUCCGCGGCAGGAGACGCUGCUGUCGCCACUAUGCCGAUGAAGGGCCGCUUCCCUAUCCGCCGCACGCUGCAGUACCUGGGCCGCGGGGAUGUGGUAUUCAAGGAGUCGGUGAAGGUCAUGACCGUGAACUACAACACGCAGGGGGAGCUAGGCGAAGGCGCCAGGAAAUUUGUGUUUUUCAACAUCCCUCAGAUCCAGUAUAAGAACCCUUGGGUGCAGAUCAUGCUGUUUAAGAACAUGACACCAUCGCCCUUCCUGCGGUUCUAUCUAGAUUCUGGGGAGCAAGUGCUGGUAGACGUGGAGGCCAAGAGUAAUAAGGAGAUCAUGGAGCACAUAAAGAAAAUUUUGGGCAAGAAAGAGGAGACCCUCAGGGAAGAGGAACUGGAGAAGCAGCGUCAAUCUCAUCCAGCCAACUUUGGCCCCCGGAAGUACUGCUUGCGGGAGUGCAUGUGUGAAGUGGAAGGUCAGGUGCCCUGCCCUGGCCUGGUGCCCUUACCCAAGGAGAUGACAGGGAAGUACAAAGCUGCUCUGAAAGCCAGCACUUAGGUCUGAGCAAGGUCAUUUGGGAUGGACUGACGGAACUCUCUGAAAUGGAAAAGCCUGUUUGCACACCCAUUUAAAGGACAUGGGGAGAAGGCCAGAGUUGUCAGCUGCUGAACAGAUGUCAAUAAAAGAUUUAGUCUUCCUGUACAUGGUAAGCCUGAUCCUGCUGUCACAAAAACCAUAUGUAGCAAAAAGCUUUGGGCUGAGGGUACAAGGCAGUUUGUCAGUAAUAGUCCUAUGACUGUCCCCUGAUUCUUACAUUUAGUCUCUUCCUCCAGUCCCCACUCUGGAAGCUCUUGAGGGCUACUUUAUCCGGUUAGCCUGGAGCUGGCAGAGCGAGUGUUCUUCCAUGUAGGUUCUUUUGGACUUAACAGUACAAGGCCCAGUAAUCCUUGCUUCCUAAGGAGUCCACAUCUGUGGGUGGAGGGGUGCCAGUGGUGCUCUGUUGGCUGUAGCAGGGAUCUUUCUGGCCUUGAGAGUGAAGAUACCACCUAGGUGGUAACUUAUGGAGCCCAGCUGACUUGAUUCUCAACCCUUGCUUACUAGAUUAAAAAAGUAUGUGUGAGACUUC